AUGGGGAAUAAUUUCAGAAAUGGUGGGGUAUUUGCUGUGAUCUUGUUGUUGGGGUUGUUUGUUGUGCAGAUUGCCGAUGGCCGGCAGCUUGAGAAAGACCAAUUUGGCGGUGGUGGGCUUGGCGGCGGCGGGGGGUCUGGCGGCGGAUUUGGUGGUGGUUCUGGUGGAGGCCUAGGAGGUGGUUCCGGUGGUGGAUUCGGGGGAGGUUCCGGUGGCGGCCAAGGAGGUGGAUUUGGAGGUGGCAAGGGAGGAGGGUUUGGUGGAGGUUCCGGAGGUGGUGCAGGCGGAGGAUUUGGGGGUGGCUCUGGAGGUGGGGGAGGGUUUGGAGGUGGGUCUGGAGGUGGGGGUGGCCUAGGUGGAGGCUCAGGAGGAGGGUUUGGAGGUGGGUCUGGAGGUGGGGGAGGGUUUGGAGGUGGGUCUGGAGGUGGGGGUGGUCUAGGUGGAGGCUCAGGAGGAGGGUUUGGCGGGGGAUCUGGAGGUGGGGGUGGUCUAGGUGGAGGCUCCGGGGGAGGGUUUGGUGGUGGUUCCGGUGGCGGUGGAGGUUUUGGUGGCGGACAUUAG
Messenger RNA from Salvia miltiorrhiza (redroot sage), 561 nucleotides. Its product is annotated as glycine-rich cell wall structural protein-like. The transcript has a single exon. The record is from RefSeq and is a predicted model, not a curated record. NCBI's taxonomy places the organism in Eukaryota, Viridiplantae, Streptophyta, Magnoliopsida, Lamiales, Lamiaceae. The coding region runs from base 1 to 561 and encodes 186 amino acids.